UUGAGUUAUGAAAAGGGCGAACGAAACCCUCCGCACAAAGGGUGAGGGUGAGGGUAGAUGGUAAGGAGAAAUGGAGGAUUUUGGCGGAUGGGAGGAUGUGGAUUUGGACGAGUCUGACCUUGUGAAGAAAUUGCAGGCCUCACAGCGCCUCCCGCCCAAUCAUUAUGACAAGCACACGAUUUCUCAGCUCUCAAUUCCUCCUCACAACAAGGCUGCCGAGGAAGAGGAACAAAAUAUCAGGGCGCCUCGCAGAAUCCCUGGCCCAGCUGGAGCUCUCCACAGAACCUUUCAUACAAAAGACGGCAAAACCUCUGUAAAUGAGCCACGCGGACCUCAACUCUCCGCUUUGUGCCCCCAAAUUGACUUGGAUUUUGGACAAGGUCCGUGGCUCUGCGCAAUGGAUUAUCUACACAGGGAAAAUCCUGCGGAAAAUUUAUCUUCAAAUUCAACAAUAGAUUUCAUUAAAAAACGUGGAAAUAUAGAUAGAAUUCCUCAGGUUUUAGGAAUUAUCAAGACAUGCAUGCCAAACAAGUUAGGUAGCGUGUUUGUCACACUGAAGGAUCCUACUGGAACCAUUGGCGGCAGCAUACAUCAUAAAGUCAUGGAAGAAUCACAAUUUGUUAGGGAUAUUUCAGUUGGUGCAGUGCUUCUUCUUCGUCAGGUUGUGGUGUUCUCUCCAACUCCCUGGGCACACUAUUUGAAUAUUACCUUGACCAAUAUUUUGAAGGUUUUCAAAAAGGGCAGCUGUUUGCUUGAGAGACAAAAGGGGGCAUCAUCUAGCAAAAACUGGAGAAACCUUGGUACAGAUAUUUUCAUGGAAGCGGAAACUGCACCAUUAUCAAACAAAAGAGCUCCCCAAUGUGAUACCUCCAUCAGCCCCAAAAAACAUAAGGGGAUGGACCAUAUGCUGCGUAGCAGGUUGCUUGAUACAAAGGCAACUGCUACACCUAAUGAUGGUGUUCUUCAACAUCGUGUCACCAUUAAUAACAACUUGGAGGGCAUAAAAAUUCCUACACAGGAAGAUGGUAGUGAACAAGCAACACAUAACAGGACUGCUUCAAUAAGAAUUUCUAAUGUUAAGGAUAAUAUCUUGGAAGAGGCAGCUGCUAGACAAAAUCCAGAGGCAGGAACCUCCUUUAAAUCUGAUAAUCUUGAGGUGUGCUGCAACCAGAAGGCAUCUAUGCCUGUAACUAUUGAUUGGAAUGAUGAAGUUGAGAUGCUCAUGUCUGAUCAGCUUGAUUUGUUCACAUAGAAUUGUAACUGCAAAUUACAAGAAAAUAUUCUUUCUUUGUAAUAUCCUCUCAUGUGAAUUUCUAACUGUUUUUUCAUGUAUAUAUAACUGAAUUUCAUCAUUAACCACGUGGCAAG
Molecule: messenger RNA, 1368 nt
Organism: Cryptomeria japonica (Japanese cedar)
Lineage: Eukaryota; Viridiplantae; Streptophyta; Pinopsida; Cupressales; Cupressaceae
Exons: 7
Coding region: 71-1252 (393 amino acids)
Biological process (GO): recombinational repair
Source: RefSeq, a predicted model, not a curated record